AUGGAUGAACAUUCACCCCAAGAGGAAAUAGCGGCGAACUACAUCUGGUUGAAGCCCAUGGUGCGCCAAUGGCCCACCAGUGUGCCCGGGGCACUUGUUUUGACGGACGUCUUUCUGUAUCUUGACCAACUCUUGGAUGGGACCCUGCUCUGCAAACCUGGCGUCGCGAAGGUUGUGCAAGCUUCGGAAGAAGGAGGCAGAGCGAAGAAACUCAUAGGGGCGUUGCGUUAUCUUUUCCGAAAUAGCAUGAAGAGUUUUCAUCCUCGGGUUGGAGAGCUGAAGUCAAUGUUGCGCCCGUCCCCUGCCAGUGCAGUUCGUCGUCGGCUUGCCCGUCGCCCAGUUCUAGAAGAUGAUGAUAUGAACGAGGCAAAGGCAUUGGAAGAUGCUACAAGUGAUGCUGGGGAUGCUGGGGAGGAUGAUUCGGGUGAUGUGGAGGCUUCGAAUGAGGAUGGCUCGUCAUCAUCGGAAGAUGAUUCUGAAGACCAUCACACUGCCAAUCCAGGCAGCCCUUGCCAUGAUGAUGACGAGACUCUUGUCUUGGGAGAAGUGAGCCCUGACCCAUUGCCUGCAGCUGAAGCGGAUCAGUCUGAUGAAUCUGAACUUGAUGGAGGCAGUGAGGUUGUCGGUGCGGCCGGUGUGACAACUGAUGCCCCCUGUGAUGCUGUGCCGCCAUUCGACAAAUCUUACCAUGAAAGCGAGGAGUCUGACAGCUCGGAUGGUGAGUCUCUGGAUUUGGGAGCUGAUGUGCCCAAUCUUCCGGCAGAUUCCAAGGGCAACACGGCUCAUGGGUUUAACCUGGCAUGCCUUCAUGUGCCCCCAUUGCCUCCAAGUCCUGCAUCUUCGGCCGAAGAUGAUGGUGAUGGUGGUUUUGUCGGCGCCCUCAAGAGGAUUGAGGAGUCUCGGAAUGCUCGGAAGUACAUCACUCCUGCAAAACGUCAUGCCCCUGAUCAUGAAGAGCCGAUGAGCACUGUCAAGAUCCGGAAGGAGAAGGGCAAGGCUUCGGAUGCAGCGGUGGACAAGUCUUGGGUGGAGAAGAAGGUUGAAUCCCCGAAGGAUGUGGAAGUGACUUGCCAAGAAAUGUGA
Messenger RNA from Cladocopium goreaui, 1083 nucleotides. The record is from the annotation of a GenBank genome assembly. NCBI's taxonomy places the organism in Eukaryota, Dinophyceae, Suessiales, Symbiodiniaceae.